AAAGUUGACGAGCAUGCUUCCUCUGCACCGGUUGGGUAAAGCGAAUGGCACAGUUUCGUAACAAAGUUGCAAGCAGUUCUUCUUAUUGAAUAUAAUAAAAUCGUUUCGUUUAAGUUCUCGAAUAACAUGGUAAUCACGGUGGAAGUAAGGAAGUUAUACAAAUACCCAUUUGAACGCGUUGUAAAUAUACACUUAAAUAAGUAUCCAACUCCCCUUGAGGAACAUGUAACAGGAAUUCAAACUGUAGAUGAAAAAACAGACAACAUCUCCGGAAUUAUUUAUAGAAGGAAGAUAGCAACUUGCAACAACGUGAUUCCCAAGUUCUUGAGAAAGAUCAACUUCUUGAAUGUUAAUGAUGUCCACAUAGAAGAGGAGUCCUGGCUGGAUAUGAAACAAAGAAUUCUGAAUAUCAAAAGCCGCUGCCUCACCUGGGCUCAGUACUCCACUUUUCAUGAAGUGUCGGUCUUCAAGCAAAGUGUCGAAAACCCAAACUGGACUGAAUUCCAUCAGAAAGGGAGCGUCAUUGUCACUGGCGCUGGGAAACUGAACCGGUUGUGUGAAGUGUUUGCUCAAGCGUUUUUUAACAAAGGAGUCAAAAAGUGGAAUUGUUUGACAAAGUGAAGACUCCUCUGAAAAACCAUAAGUAAACAAAUUGACAGUAGUUAUAGUUAUUGACUUUCAGUUCUAUACUAUUUUUUAAUGACUAUAUAUAGAUGCCUGCUGUAUAACAUGACACACUUUUGUUUGGGCUCUUAUCUGACUACAAAAUUAAUUUGAAUAUUGUCGCUGUAAUCAUUCCCCUUUUGAGAAGUUUUAGUUUCCCUUUAUUUGUAUUGCCAUUUGUGAUUUUUGCAUAGCACAACCUUGUAAAGCAAAUGGUAUCCAGUAAUUACUCUUCAGUAAGUCCUUCAAUGUCUAUACUGCAUUUUAUUAACACAGUGCAGAUGCAUUGCCUCCAAAGGGACCUUUGGAUGAGAUUGACUCCUGAAAUGUAAAAUGCUUUCAGUGCCUUAUUGC
This is a messenger RNA of Polyodon spathula (Mississippi paddlefish), 1017 nucleotides long. RefSeq names its product PRELI domain-containing protein 2-like. The coding region runs from base 127 to 621 and encodes 164 amino acids. The transcript is spliced from 6 exons. Gene Ontology annotation, molecular function: phosphatidic acid transfer activity. Gene Ontology annotation, biological process: phospholipid transport. Gene Ontology annotation, cellular component: mitochondrial intermembrane space. The record is from RefSeq and is a predicted model, not a curated record. NCBI's taxonomy places the organism in Eukaryota, Metazoa, Chordata, Actinopteri, Acipenseriformes, Polyodontidae.